UAGUCAUUUUGUGUCUUGUUAUUUUGUGUCUCAUUUUUGUCAUUUUGUGUCUUGUUUUUGUCGUUUUGUGUCUCAUUUUGUCAUUUUGUGUCUUGUUAUUUUGUGUCUCAUUUUGUCAUUUUGUAUCUCAUUUUGUCAUUUUGUGUCUCAUUUUGUCAUUUUGUGUCUUGCUUUUGUCGUUUUGUGUCUCUUUUCAGUAAUUUUUGUCGUGACCUAAACAUGUAGCGGGCAGCAGGAACUGAUGGGACUCAGAAACACCCCCACAAUUUAAUCAGUUGUUCCUUGGAUCAUUUCUGAUGGAUAAGUCCUGAUAAGUCCUCAGUGGUGGAUUUGUAGUAGGAUCAUAAUCAGCUGAUGUAGUGUUCACUUGUUGUCAUGGUUACAGUGACACCGUGCUGUUAUCUGGCAAUGAUACAGAAAUCUUUAACAAAUCUGUGGAUCCAGACUAUAAGCUGCAUCACUGCCAGAAUCUAAUCAGUUGGUCCUUGUGUCAUUUCUGACCUUCAAUGGAAAUUUAAUCCAUAUCCGUUGGUCUGUUUUAGAGGAAUGUUGCUGACAGACAGACGGACAGACAUAUGUGUUCCUUGACAGAGUAAUGUAUGGGAUGCAAGAAAUUGAGGCCUCCUGUGGUCAGAGUUUCAGCUAAAUCUGUUUGGUUUUUGAAAACUGCAUUUUUCUAGACAGAAUUCUAGUUUUCCACUCCAAGCUGCCACAGAGCCUCCAUUUUAUCUCAGCUGCUCCCGCUGUUGAUUUGUGUCAUUGUUAAUCUCACCAUAAAUAAACAUGCAGCAGCAGAACAAACACUGUUCCCUGAUCGGGUUCAGAUUUCUAACGCUGAGUUUUCCAACCUCACCAACCUUCAGAUUGAAGUUGAAGUAGAAAACUGAAGUGGAGGGAAAAUACAGACAGAAAAGAGAUGAGAGGACGCUGCUUUUUCAAUCAUCAGCCUGGAAAUCAAAGGUUGGAGGAAGAUGAAAGAAGAAGAAGGAGGAGGAGGAGGAGGGAAAAUAAAGAAUAUGUCACAGAAGAAAAGAGAUGUUAAUACACAAACUUUACAUCUUUCAUUUUCAGCUGUGACAGCGAUGCAGAGAAUAAAAUCUUCCGUUAGUCUGAGUGUCAGCAGUUUACCGGACAGACGACAGAAAGCUAUUCAUCAGAAAAAGAGAAAUAAUCCAUCAGGAUAUAGAGUCACAGCUCUGCUUCUCAGAUCUGAGGGAUGUCUUCAUGUUGAAAUAACACCAGAAACCAGAAUUAACGGCUUCACCUGCUGCUGUCAAGAAAAACAUCAGAUUCAUCUGCAUGUUUUCUGAUAAUUCAAGCUCUUAUAAGAUGUUUGGACAAGAAACAACACGUGAAAACAUGCAGGAAUCCAUGAAUAAACAAAAAGGAGUCAGUUUCAGGGUCAAAGACUAGAAAAGCCUUGAAAGAGCGCAGUCCUCCUCCAAGGCUGCACAUUACUCCAUAUGACAGAAAUGCAACAUUUGUUACUCUGCCAAGGCAUGCAGUGGAGUUGUGUGACGAUCUGCAUCGGCUUGUCUGUUUUCUGUCUGAGAGACACAAAAUGACAAAAAAAUCAGACACAAAAUGAUUAAAACGAAACUCAAAAACAAGACACGACAUGACAUAAAAUGACAAGACAAAACGACAAAAACGAGACACAAAACAACAAAAACGAAACACAAAAUGACUAAAACAAGACACAAAAUGACAAAAAUGAGACACAAAAUGACAAAAAUGAGACACAAAACAACAAAAACGAAACACAAAAACAAGACACAAAAUGACAAAAGCAAGACAUAAAACGACAAUAACAAGACACAAAACAACAAUAAUGAGACAAAAAACAACAAAAACGAGACACAAAAUGACAAAAACGAGACACAAAAUGACCAAAACGAGACACAAAGCGACUACAAUGAGACACAAUAUGACAAAAAAACGAGAAACAAAAUGACAAAAAUGAGACAUAAUAUGACAAAAGCAAGACACAAAAUGAUUAAAACAAGGCACAAAAUGACAAAAAUAAGAUGCAAAAUGAUUAAAACGAGACACAAAAUGACAAAAACAAGACACAAAAUGACAAAAACGAGACACAAAAUGACAAAAACGACAAACAACUGAUUAAAUUGUGGGGUGUUUCUGAUUCCCAUCAAUUCCCGCCACCUGCUACAUAUUUAGGUCACAUGAUUCGGUAUCCGUACAUAACGUACACAUGCAGAACACAUGCCUGUGCUCAGUGCAAGGUCAUUUAGUUUGUGGGUUCAUCUAUAUUAAAUGGACACAUUCUAUGUUGCUGUGAUUCCUGAUCAUCAGUAACUAAUAAACAAAUGCUGCAUUUCUGACAUAUGGGGGAAUGAGCAGCCUUGGAGGAGGUCUGAGCUCUCUGAGCGCUUUUCCAGUUUUUGUCUUUUUUUGGUCAGUCGUUUGUCUCACUUUUUGUUUUUCUGCGUCUUGUUUGAGUAAUUUUGUGUCUCUUUUUUUGUUGCGUGUCAUUUGUCCCAUUUUUUGACAAUUUGUGUCUCGCUUUUUGUUGUGUUUUACUAUAAGUUGUGUGAUUUUCAUCAUGACUUCAUUCAUUCAUCCUCUCUGGCUCGAUGUACAGCUUCAACUCAAUGACUGUGCUCUUCUGGACAGAAUAUUAAAUUCAUGAAACAGAAUUUUUUCUCCUCUGUCUGUUUAUUAAAAUGGAUUGUUGGGUUGUUUAUGUACCAACAUUCAUAUGAUUUCUGAAGCUCCAUCAGUCAGUUAGAACUGAAUAAACCUCUUAAAUGAAGGUGAAACAUCUUCAAGAACCAAAACUAGACGCCCAGUUUCUUUCUACUGAAUGAUUGUGGUCCAAUAAAAAGCAGAACAAACUAACGCUGAGUUUCCUCUUGUGUGUUUGUCUCCUCCAGGAUGAUUCCAGCCAACCAUAAAUACUUCCUGCUGAGCGACCUGGCGUCUUCCAGGGAUUAUGAACUCUGUGUUUUGGCCGUUUACGACGACGGCAUCACAGCUCUGACCGGAACAAAGCUGGUCGGCUGCGUUUCCUUCAGCACCGACUCCGAGUACGGACGCUGCCACUCCAUACGAGACCAGUUCCUGGGCGGCACCAUGAUCAUCAUCAUCGGCGGGAUCAUCGUGGCGUCCGUCCUCGUCUUCAUCUUCAUCCUGCUGAUGAAGUACAAACUGCACAGCAACCACUACAAGCAGAAGGCCAACGCUCGCCAUGCCAACGUCUGCUCGCAGACCAAUGGGGGAGGAGGGGGCGGGGCCAACAUCCUGGCCCUGCCGCCGUCCUCCUCCUCAGCAGGACAAGGUGGAGGCGUGAAUAAAAACUCCCAACCUUCAUCCUCAUCGGACGCAAUGGGCGGAGCUUCCCUUCGAGGGACGACCGUAGUGGACUUAAACCCCGCCCACGACGAUGACGCCAUCUCCCAAUAACACACAAGAAAACUGUCAUCACUCCCACAAGCCACCAAACCAAUACUCCACCUCCCCACCCCUCUUUUUUAUUUGUUGCUGGUGCCUGGAGCCAAACUCCACCUUACCCAAGGAGCAGCUCCUGUCAUUGGUGAGUAGCAGCGGUC
This is a messenger RNA of Amphiprion ocellaris (clown anemonefish), 3569 nucleotides long. Its product is annotated as leucine-rich repeat and fibronectin type III domain-containing protein 1-like protein. NCBI's taxonomy places the organism in Eukaryota, Metazoa, Chordata, Actinopteri, Pomacentridae. The transcript has 3 exons. Bases 2896 to 3423 code for a protein of 175 amino acids. The record is from RefSeq and is a predicted model, not a curated record.